UGGACCGCAGUUCGAAGAGGAGGCAAGUGAAGCCUUUGGCAGCUUCGCUGCUGGAAGCUUUAGAUUAUGAUAGCUCUGAUGACAGUGAUUUUAAAGUUGGAGAUGCUUCAGAUUCUGAAGGAAGUGGUCAUGGGAGUGAAGAUGCAUCAAAGGACAGUGGUGAAGGUUCCUGCACUGAAUCAGAAGAAAAUAUCUUGGAGGAGGAACCGGCGGAAGAGAAAGUAGAAGAGCAGCAGCCAAAAAGCUCCGCUGAAGAAGAAGUGCCAACAGCAGACAAAGAGGUAAUUAAAACCGAAAAGAAAGAGCAAGAAGAUGAAGAAGAAAAGCCAAAAAAGAAGAAGGAGAAAGCAGCUGAACCCGAUGCUGUGGCUGAUGAGCAAACAAAUGAACCAAAAAAAUGGAAUUUGCGCAGGAACCGCCCUUUGCUGGAUUUUGUCUCGAUAGAACUGAAUGAUAUGGAUGACUACGACAGUGAAGAUGACAAUGACUGGCGGCCAACUGCUGGGAAAAGAAAAGGAAAAAAUGCCCUGCGAAAAGAGGGGAGCGAUGGAGAUAACGAGGAUGACGAAGAUGAUGGGAGCGGAAGCGAUGAGGAUGACAACGAUGAGGAAGGUAAUGAAGAAGAUAAUAGCAGCACGGCUAGUGAUGGAGGAUCCAAGAAGAAGAAGAGUAAAGUUCUUAACAGGAAUAAUGCAGAUGAUGAGGAAUUGACAAAUGAUAGCCUGGCUCUUUCACAAAGCAAGAGUAAUGAGGACUCAUUGAUCCUUGAGAAGUCUCAGAAUUGGAGUUCCCAGAAAAUGGACCAUAUUUUGAUUUGUUGCGUUUGUCUUGGAGAUAACAGUGAAGAUGCUGAUGAAAUAAUCCAGUGUGACAACUGUGGAAUAACAGUGCAUGAAGGUUGCUACGGUGUUGAUGGAGAGAGUGACUCUAUCAUGAGCUCAGCUUCAGAAAAUUCCACAGAACCUUGGUUUUGUGACGCCUGUAAAUGUGGGGUCACACCUAGUUGUGAACUGUGCCCUAACCAGGAUGGCAUCUUCAAGGAGACUGAUGCAGGCAGGUGGGUCCAUAUUGUUUGUGCCCUCUAUGUUCCAGGAGUGGCAUUUGGAGAUAUUGACAAACUGCGGCCGGUAACGCUUACAGAAAUGAAUUAUUCAAAGUACGGUGCCAAG
Molecule: messenger RNA, 1169 nt
Organism: Apaloderma vittatum (bar-tailed trogon)
Lineage: Eukaryota; Metazoa; Chordata; Aves; Trogoniformes; Trogonidae
Product: PHD finger protein 14-like
Exons: 5
Biological process (GO): regulation of transcription by RNA polymerase II
Source: RefSeq, a predicted model, not a curated record